This is a messenger RNA of Coregonus sp. 'balchen', 10761 nucleotides long. The record is from the annotation of a GenBank genome assembly. NCBI's taxonomy places the organism in Eukaryota, Metazoa, Chordata, Actinopteri, Salmoniformes, Salmonidae.
UUCACAGUCACUCUUGCAAAGCCAGAAUAAUAAAAUGCUGACCUCUCAAAGUGCUGCCAGUAUCCCCGUCUCAGCAUAGAAGGCUGGACAGUGAGAGAGGAGAGGAUAGGGGGAGAUAGGAGAAGGGAGUGGAAGAGAGAGGAGGGGAGGGGGGUUUAGAAAAAAGAAAACCGGUGGGAGGGGGAUUGAAAAAAGAGAAAGUCCAUUCUCGGGUUCCAACAGCAGGCUUUGCCUUGUAGAGAGCUCCAGCACUGCAACUCUGUGAAGGUAGGUGGGAGGCUGCUUCUCUCUCAACUGUGGGGAUACCGUUGGCAUGAGGAUGGCCCUUUCUUUAAUCUCUCUCUCUCUCUGUGUCUGCUUGGAGCUAAGCUUUACCCAAUGUGCAUGUGUCCGUGUGUGAGAGACUCUGUUAGGGACAGAAAAGUUAGGGAGACGAAUUUGUGAAUAUCCAACAUUGGUUUAUGUUGGUAUUGCUUGAAUACUUCACUUUGACUGUAGAAGUUGGUGUGUUGGUCUUCUAAUUGCCUUGGAUUCUUUUGGCCACGACUUUGACAGUUGACAGUUGGGCAUUUCCUAUGGGAGACCAGUGCUCUGAUGAAAGUCGACUGACCGAAAGCUCAGACUUUUUCCUGUUUCUCCAAUGGGAGUCCAGUGAAACCCUAAGCUAAAGUAUUGUCACUCAAUUGAAGAUCUUUUGCUGGUAUGCUUGGGUUAAGUCAUCUCAUAGCUGUCCAUCGCUCUACAGUUUUGUGGUGUUGUCUCAGGGGAUGGUAGAUUUAAGGGGGUGUCCCUCACCCCCACCCCCACUCCCAACUAACUUCACUGCAACGCCUGACGUUUGAAUAGCUGUGUUGGCUGAAUCAAGUCGUCUUUGGGGCCAUUUGUGGCUGAUUUGUGCUAAAGUCUUUAAAACAGGCACAAAAUGUGUGUCUUCACCGUGGCUAACGAUGUAGAGUUACGGCAGCUUAGAGACGCAUGGAGCUGAAUUACAAUGUCGUUGUAUUGCUGUAAAGAUAUAUUCCCACCUAUUAGAUAGUUUGUACUCUUUUCUGAACAGUUGCUUGUACUUGAAAAACAAUUUCACUUGCUUUCAGGCUAUGAAAACGUCCAUAUUGGUGUGUUGUCAUCAAAACAUGUAUUUAUGGUGAAUGGCAAAUACCAUGGAAGCCAAGAACAUAUGUUCAUACAAUGUCGAUGAGAGCAGUUUACUCAGCCAAAAAAAAAUAUGAGCAUUAACAUUUUUCAGAUACCUUUGCCUCUUUUCCCCCCCACAAUUCAAUGGAACAAUAACCUUUUCAUGUUGGACAGUAAAAAAUAUUCUCAGACAAGUUGCUUUUAGUCCUCCAAGUGGAACUUCUGUGUGGGGUGAAGGCCGCAACCCAAGCCGGGGAAGAUUUACACUGUAGGAAGUAGCUGACCUGUGAAGCUAAAAUUAAGCUGCGGUUGAUUUGGAAUUGUACACUUAUGUGGUAAGACCUGGAGGAGUCAACCCGCAAAUAGUGUGAAAUCUUCUGACCUGUCAACCAGAGUGACUCACUGCUUUGACACUUUGGGCCCUCUCUAUAAUGAUCUUUCCAGUUUCACCCAAGUCAUGUGGCUUGUCUGCACACUGUACAUACCAUUACUUUGGACUGUACAACAAGACAGUUGUUUUGUAUGAGUUGUUGUAACUUUGUACUUCUCAGAGACUUGGACUUUGUAGGAUCAUGAACUUGGAAUUGACACCAUCAUACAGCUUGUGGAUGCUUAAUUUGGUCCCAAGGUGCCACAAGCUUUUAGUGGACCUGCACAAAGUAGCUGAGAUUACAAAGUGAGAGUGAGCGUUGUUAGAACCAGAUGCCACUAGUGGAAAAAGGAGAGCCACUCCAACAUAACAGCAUGUGACAUCAUGGACACCAUGCCAUACAGUUGAUGGGAAAUAAACAUAAAGCCAUGAUGAAUGUAAGGGGAUGCACCAGUUUGGUGGUCCCCACUCCUCUCAACAGGUGUGCUCUGAUUGGCUAUCUGUGCAGCCUGGUGUCAAUUUCCUGAAGUUUCAUUGGCUAAACCAGAGGCCCGUGGACCGGCACAAGUCGCUGGGAUUUUGCUAACCAACUCCUUAGAUGGUUAGCGGCCACAACUAAGAUAAAGCUGCUUGAAGUGGUAUGUUGUUUAGUGAUGAAAUAACUAUCUUCCCCAAGAGAAUCUCUUAGCCAGGCAUAACCCAGAUUCCGUCUGGAAAGAAAUGUCCUGAGACAACUGGCUUUGACAGGUGACACUGUUCCGCUCAGAUACUAGUUUGGUUCCCAUAGAAACCCAAUGGGAAUACUAUUGACAGGUGUGUGUGCACUACUUUCCAGUCUGACGUCUCCUUGAAUAUGAAACAUGCUCAUUAAAAUGUCACAAUGAAUCAAAACAUGGCAUCCUGCCUCUUGAACACUUAUCAAGCACAUUUGUCAGAAGGCUUUUGAAGGUUUCUGAUAGAACACUUGUUGUACACAGUAAAACCUCUGCCCUUGGUAGUGUUGUAUUCUGAGGCAAGGACGUUGUAAAACUCAGAGCGAUAGUUUAUGCAGCCUAUUUAUUCAAACAAACCUCAUGGGCUCAAGGGCUUUGGUGCAGUUGAAUCAGGAGAUACAGGUUUGGAUGUUGCCCUAUUGUGUUACAACUUCAUGGAGCUACAUUCAGGAGUAAGUUUGUCCUCAUCUGUCCAUACAAAUGAGAAAAGGAGAAAGCUGCUUUUGCAUCCAGUGAAAUCCAAGUUGUUCCUGCAAUGUGCAAGAGAACAAACAAAAUGUUGAUGCUUCUCGGCAUGUGAACUAAAAGGUACAUACAGUUGUUUGCUCCAUAAUUACUUCCUUAUUUUUCCACAGCUGUUUGAUCCAGUGUUUGUGUCAUUGGCUUAACACAUAAAGCUGCAUUGUGCUGACGAGGUGUCCCCUCCACUGAACACAAACAUACAUGGACACAUGCCGUCACACACGAAAACACACACACUUGAAGUUAUUAUACACACACUUAACAGUAUUUCUGUGGUAAGAGUAUGUUUUACUGUAAUUCUAACGCACUAAUUACGACAUGGUCGCACACAAGCGCACACACAGGCACACAUGCACGAACACACACACACACACACACACACACACACACACACACAAUCACAGUGUGUCUCAGAAGACUUUCCAAUUUUAGAUGUUCUGUCAAAGUGUAUUGUCAUCACCAGAUAAUCAUUUACAGGUAGACUAAGCAUUCCAUGAAUGCAGUCUAUUCAUUAGUCACAAGGUGUGUAGGUUUGUGUUUGCAAUAAGUCACAAAAUGUGUGUGUGGCCACUCUAAUAAAGUUUGACAUUGUAACUUCAUCUAGGAAUAUAAAGCACACCACUGUUACCUAUGCAGAAAGGAACAAGGCUAGAGACCACAACAAUCAUGUGCUAAUGGACUCGUUCAACACUCAUGACAUUGAUUUCCUAUUGAUGGAUGCAUGAAGUGUUCUGUUAUUGUCUUGGGGUGUUAAAUUGCCAAUCACUGACUUGAGCUUCUCAGUAACCCUUGAAUAGCUCUCAUCAAACUGUUUCUGUAGCAAUGGUAGACUUACAGUUCCUCACAUAAUGGUCAAUUUUUGUGUUUGAUUUACCAUAUAAAUGGUCAGGGUCAACAAUUAGGGUCAAUUCUGAAAGCAUUUCCUAAAAAGACCAAUAUGAAAUGGAAUGUGGAUUUAAAAUUGAAAAUGUAAAUGGGUUUGACCCUACACCUGUUUUGCCAGAGGUAUAUACAGUAUGAUAUUGUUGUGGUAUUUCCUCCAGUGAGUGCCCAGGCUUUGUGUUUGUUUCAUGGUUGAGCUCCACUCUCCAGGGUGCACUUGAAACUGACCUCAGAUCUGUGUUUUGCCUCUAUCUGGGCCUGUCCACUGGUGGGUGUACAGGGAAUACGGGUGGGGCCGCUAGUGGGUGUCAGCCAGUGAUAAAUAAGGGAACGCAGCCCUCUGCUCCGCUAUCCUCGCCUCUGUAACUCUAAACCCCUAGCUCACCACAUUGGAACUAAGAAUAGCAAAGAACCUGCACUCUCUCUCCCUCUCUUUCACUUGUUAUUUUCUUCUCUGUCUCUCUCUCCCUCUCCCCUUUGAAUCCAUAGCUUCAGUUCUAUAGGAGUGUGUUCAUUUCAGUUCAGUUUCAGGAGAAAAAAGGAGUGCUCAAUCCAAAUGUGGCGGUGUUUGUGCGUUGUGGCAGUGCUUAUUUGUGCAUUCAUGUGGACCACAGGGUUCUCCAGGGAAAUGUGUGUUGAUCACUGGAAAUAGUUAUUAUUACCAUCAUCCCCUCAUAGAGGCAACACAGGGAAAAUGGACUGCCAACAAUAUACUCAAUGGAGAUCAUAAGUUGCUCACAAGACAGUACAUGAAAAUAGUUGGUGUGCUUAAGUCCUAGCUACCCAGGUUCUGUCACACUGGCUAGUCCUAACAGGACACCAAAACAUAGUAUCCGUUGCUAAUAUUAUCUAAGCGGCCAUAGUGUGCCCAAUCUGUCAAGAUCUGUCCAAUCUGUAUCCCAAGUGCAUCCUCUCCUUUCUCUCUCCUCUCCCCACAGACAGCGCCCUGCUCUACCCCAGGGGUGUGUGGUGUGUUUGUGACCCUAGCUAGGAGCCCAGUCAGCCUGUAGACAUGUCGAAAAGCGACCCCCGGGACAUCGACGAGGAUGCCAUCCUCAAAGGGAUGAGCCCUGAGGAGAUAGAUGCGCUGGAGUAUGAGCUGCUGGAGAUGGACCCCGAGGUACUGAGGGCCCCAGAGGGCCCCUGGUGGCAAAUAAGGGAGUUAAUUGUAGAAAGAUAACUCCAGACUCAAAGACUGAGGGAUGCACAAGGCUCAUAGUAUAAUAAUAAUAAUAAUAAUAAUAAGAAUAAUAAAUUAUAAAAAUAAGAAUAUGCCAUUUAGCAGACACUUUCAAUCUAAAGCGACUUACAGUCAUACAUGCAUACAUUUUACGUGUGGGUGGCCCCGGGAACCGAACCCACAAUCCUGGCGUACCUAACACAAGAGAUUCACUGAUACACACAGAACACCAACACAACUGAGGCACUGCCAAUAACAUAAUUCCCCCUUCUCAUGUUAUCUUGUUCUUUGACAUUGUAAGACUUACUUAGGAAUUUCCUGGGGAUUACGUAGCUUUAUACUGUAGUUAUAAAUCUUAUAAAUCCAUUUUCCAACAUCUCAAAAACCAGUCUCACACAACCAGUUACUAGAACACCAGAGGAUUCAGAACUCUUUGUACAAUCUUUGUACAAUGUCCACAUGCCCUCUGACCCCUACUGUUUCUGUCCCAGAAUGCCAUCCUGCCAGCCGGGUACCGCCAGCGUGACCAGACCAAGAAGAGCCCAACGGGGGCGUUUGACCGUGACGCCCUGCUGGAUCACUUAGAGAAAACAGCUCUGGAGCACGAGGACAGAGACGACCUGGUGCCCUUUACAGGCGAGAAGAAAGGUACGGUACACUAGACUACUGCACAACACUAUAGACUACACUACCCCACACUGCACCGGGGUGGCUCUUAAAUGAGUGGCUUUUGGGCCCGACCACUGCUUUAAACUGAAAAACAAUCCAAUGCUUUGAACUUUAAAAAUCAGUAAUGAUAAGUGAUUGACUUAAAAGUGUAAUUUUAGUGGUUUGUUUAACAUUGAUAUGGCAUUGAGAUGCAUACAGUUAUACAAUAGAACAUGUAGUUUAUUGGAGUUUAUUCAAAGCCCAUAUAAACCAGGGCUUUCUUAGUGUUUUCAGAAACAAUCCCAAAAAUGUUUUCCCCCAAAACAAAGACAAAUCCACUGUAAGGGGCAUAUUACAAUCAUGUAAUUCUUUAUAAUCUCAAAGAAUGUUAUAUGAUACAAGAUACAUACUGAGAGAACAAAGGUUUUCCCCUCGACUGUACCAAAAAAACAUGUGUGCUAUAGGUACAGUUUGUUUACAGUCUGCUCAUGACCCCUUGGAUACUAGUUGCCCUGACAGUCCCUCUGUAUGUGUCUUUCUCUCUCAUUCUCUCUCUCUCUCCUUCUCUCUCUCUCUGUCCCUCUCCAGGGAGAGCGUUUGUUCCUAAGGAGGGCCAUGGAAAGAUCCCCGACCAUGAGCAGAUAACCCUGGAGCCUGAGCUGGAGGAGGCUCUGAAGAAUGCCACAGAUGCUGAAAUGUGUGACAUCGCAGGUGAGAACCUAUCAAUUUAAAUUUUUGUCAUUUAGCAGACGCUUUUAUCCAGAGCGACUUACAGGAGCAAUUAGGGUUAAGUGCCUUGCUCAAGGGCACAUCAACAGAUUUUGACCCUAGUCGGCUUGGGGACUCAAACCAGCAACCUUUCAGUAACCUGGCCAACCGCUAGGCUACCUGCCGCCCUUUCCCUCUCCGUCUUUACAUUGUUUCAAUGUGAUGUUGCCCAAUACUCCCAGUCGGUAUUAGAUAGAACUUUGUGGCCCCGCUCGCCUUGGGGGAAAACAGACCAUGGUUAACUUGGUUACCCCAUUGGCUCACAGCAAAAACGUGACAUUUUUCAAAUGCCUGGGGCUGCCCCUAUGUAUUGUGACCCAAUUGUUUACAGUGACCCUUGCCCAUUUUAUUAUUUUGUCAUAGGCCCAUAUUAUUCCAUUGCUCAUUGAUCCAUAAUAUUAUUGUUCUAGUGCAUCACAGACCCACUCCAACACAUACAGACAUGCAGAGGAUGUGGGACAUGGCAUGGUGGGGGGGGGCUCCAAUUCCCUGCGCUCAGCAGCAACAUGAAAAUAAGCUGGCCAAGAGUCACCAAAAGAAGGGAGGAGUGAAAAGAGGGAUGGGGGAGGGAGUGAAAUACUUGUCUGUUGGGUAAAGAUACUAUAUCAAUUUACACCAAACAAGAGGCAACCUUGUUUUAAACUUAAUUAAUUGAAUCAACAUGUUUUCAUUUUUUUCAUGUUUACCCCAAUUGAGAUGUAGAAUUAAUGUCAAAUGAGUUCAUUGCAGCUUGAACAUGCGUUCCAAAUAUAUUUUGGUCUCAUUCGGUCAACACUUACAGUACCAACCCAAUUUGUUAGUUGUUUUUACCCUCACACUUAAUAAUUUACUGCAUCUGCAAAAUGUGCUCUCUGCCAUUGUUUUCAAAACAACAAAGUUAUUUAUGGUUCAAUUUGAUAUGGGUGAUUUUCACCCAAAAAACACACAGCAUAUUUUUUGUUUCCAAAUUAUAUCUCAUUCGAUGAGAAUUCACGUCUCAGCCUCUUUUGAGCUACACAACAUUAUGAGACCAUAACACCAUUGGCAACAUAUAAAUCAUGCAUAUAUCAUUCAGAGGAUGGCCCAGAACAACCACUGUUUAGCACAAUAGUUAAAUCCCCCUAUCCGUAUCCACCCACUGUGCAGGGGAGCCAGGCCUGCCUCAGUCCGAGGGGCAGGCCUCCUAACUGCUUUAAUGGCAGAGUCAUAGCCACAAGGCAUAGGCGUCUGAAAAGUGCCAGUGGGGGAGUUUGGGGAGUGGAACUGUGUGCCCACAUAGAUUAGCCUGUCAUUAACUCCCUCAUUGAGAACACAGUUUUGACCCUGGAGGGAGUCCAGAUGAGGAUUAAACCUUCGUUAGCCUCUGUCACUCUUUUGUUUGGGGCUGGAUCUGAGUCCACAAUAGCAUUGCUGCCUAGCCGGCUCCACCAGCAGCAAGGGAGGGAGGGACCUCAGUCAGUAGAGAUUUAAUUGAUGCUUUUUAUUCACUCUUAAUAAUACUGAUGGCAUUUUGGGAAUUGUUAUUAUUAUUGAGAGGCUGGGUUGUACUGCAAAGCUACUGUAGAGUCAAGCCAGGUGACAUUGGCGCAUUUUGCACCAGACCAGCUGUCUCUGGAUUCCUCUCUCCUCACAAGGCCUUCCCUCCCAUAACUCCCAGUUUGCCCCAGGUCGGAGCCUGGGAGCGGGGGGCUGGUGGGGGUUUGCUGUCACAGCAGUUGGUGUGUGACACAGUUUGGUGGCGAGGGGCCGUCUCUAAUGAGACUGGGAGAGAGGCAUUCAAAGUGCUGCCCUCUACUGGGGAUUUGAGCAAAGCAACAGCAGCUCCAGUCCUAUAUUUUAAGGAGCCUAUUGUUCUACGUCCUAUGUCCCAUCUUGUAAAAUUAGCAGUGCUUAGCUGAGCUAACUCACAAGCAUAUUUGGUAAUUCAAAGUACUCGUCCCCAGGGCAUGGUGUCAAACUGAACAAUACAAUGGCCUCUAUGUCUAUAUAUGCAUCUAAUUGAGGGGACGAAUAACCAUUAAUUGUGUUGGCCCAUUCUCAGUUAGAAUAACAUUGGGCUUGGUGUGUCUACAUGGCUCGCAUAAAUGUUUGGUGUCAUAACGUCCUUAGGGCCUGGAGGCACUGAGAUUAGAGACAGUGACUGCAGCUCUCUCUGUAAGAACUGAGGAAAGGCUAUAAUGUCCUUAUCUGGUCAAGCAGACAGACCGAGUAGGCUCGUGUAUAACAUGGUAAAUACUGUACCUAGUAUUCUUAUGAUACAGUGUUGGGUGUAUGCUGUAAAUGUACAAUUCAGUUGUUGAAAUAGAUAGACCUCUCUACGUGAAGAUAUGUAGAGUAUAAUUGGGAUUGGGAGACCUGCCUGUCAAAACAAAGCCCUCAUAAAUAAUUGCACUCACAUACACUCUCGGUUUAGUUAUAAUGAAGGCCUUGUGAUUACUUACUGGGACAAUAACAUGCUAAAGGUCUCAGCUGACAGCUACCAUUCAUUAUGUUGAAAUGAGGAAAUAUUACUGGAUGAUGAAUGAGAGUUACAGAUAUCUUAUCAAUCAGUUCCAUCUCUUUGCAGCUAUUCUGGGAAUGUACACACUGAUGAGCAACAAGCAGUACUACGAUGCCUUGGGCACCACUGGUACCAUCGCCAACACAGAGGGCAUCAACAGUACGUAUGAAGAGGUUGACCAGCAGAGCAGAACAUGCCUACUACGGUAUUCAGUAUAUUACAUGUUUAGGAAAUUCUUACACUAACCUGUGAUACUCUGUGCUUUUAGGCGUAGUAAAACCAGAUGCAUUCAAGAUCUUCCCAGACGAGCCCCCCAACCCCACAAACGUGGAGGAGACCCUUCAGCAGAUCCAGGAAAACGACAGCAGCCUGUUUGAAGUCAACCUCAACAACAUCAAGGUGAAGCCAGUUGGCUUUAGAUCCUAUGGUCUGAAUGUACACAGUGACCAAUUCUACAAUGGAGGAUUAGAUCACUUGAUGGAAGAGUGUAGCCUCAUGUAAUAUGGUGUACUGAAUCACCUUAAAGUGAUUGACGUCCGUCUGUCUGUCCUGUAGGACAUUCCCAUCCCAACGCUGAAAGAGAUCUUUGAGGCAAUGAAGGGCAACACUCACGUGGAGUCUCUGAGCAUUGCUGCUACCCGUAGCAAUGACCCUGUGGCCUAUGUGAGUACGUCCUUCUCCCCCAGACUAGACAUAAAGAAUCCUCAUUUUUACAUCCUUAUUGUAAUUUUCACCUGUUACUAAUGAAUGUGACUCUAGUAACAUACGUGUGUGUGUGUGUGUGUGUUAACCAGUCUGUUGCCGAGAUGCUCCAGGAGAACACCACUCUGCAGAGUCUUAACAUCGAGUCCAACUUCAUCACCUGCGAGGGCAUGAAUGCCAUCGUCAAGGCCAUGGCCAACAACACCACACUGACCGAGAUCAAGAUCGACAACCAGGUCAGACACCCAUACAGAAAGUAUGCUGUAGAAUGAAUAUAUACAUUUGAAUAGUGCUACAUACUGUAUGUAUGCUGUAUAAACAACUGAAUAUAAAACUAAUUCCUUAUAUGAGUUCCUCAAGAGACAUGAAAAGACAUUGGAAAGAGAAAAAACUAUGAUAAACUUAUAACAAGACAAUGCUGUGAUUUGAUUGUGUGGUUAUGGGGUUAUUUAAUUCCUUUUCAUCCUUUAACCCACCCUCCUCCAAUAGAGACAGAAACUGGGGGACUCCUGUGAGAUGGAGAUUGCCACCAUGUUGGAGAACAACUCCAGCAUCGUGAAGAUCGGCUACCACUUCACCCAGCAGGGGCCUCGUGCUAGAGCAGCCAUCGCCAUCACCAGGAACAACGACAUGAGUGAGUGUCUGGAGAAUGCAUGCGUACUGUCAAUUAUUGUAUUUCAGUUGUGCUUCGAUUGACAUGGUCAAUUUUAAAGCACUUAACAUUCUUCCUGUUAGGGUUUUCGUGAAGAGGCUGUCAUAAUACCCUCAGAAAGUGACUAUAAUUCUGACAUAAGACUUGACAGAUGAGCUAUUUACAGUUAACGUUUAGGUGCAUGUGCUAACCUGUUACUGAGGAAUUUCAGCUUUCGGAUGAGCAUUGAUAAUGUACUCUGGCUGACUCAUAUUGUUCCUUUUCUUUCUCCAUCCAGUUCGUCAACAGAGAGUAAGAUGAGACAAGAGUGGAGCAACAAGAUUGUGCUCUCAAGUCGCUAGUCUAUCAAUUCAGCCCAUUGGAUCCAACAACUCUAAAGACUGCCAUUGACAGCUUUGCGCUAGCUUUGUCAAUUGGGCACAACAAACCCUUACAACCCCGCUGUGCCUCCUCACAAGGACGGGUGAUCAUUUCUAUGUCUGUGUCCAAGCAUUUCAUUUCAUUAACCACUAACAGCUUUUUAUAGACCAUUGAAUUCAUCAUAAAAGCAUACAUAGGUCACAUCAUUGUGAAGUGUUGUUUAUGCUUCUAGAGUACACCAUGAAAACAUACUCAGAAAAUGACUGAACUCCUACAUGGUGGUGGUGCUAUAUCUAGGAAAAGAAUCUGUAAAUACUUUAAAUAAAACAUUUAAAUAAUGAAUUGUCUUAA